AUGGAGACCCUCAACGACUUCGAAAUCAUCGAUGUCGCCAAGUACACCGAGGCUCAGCUUGCGGCCAAGAUUGCCGCCAAGGACCAAGAAAUCGCUGCGCUGAAGCGUCGACACGAGGCCGAGUGCAUCGAAAUCGAAUUGGCCAAGCUUUCCGAGGAGAACGAAGAGAUUGCCGCGCUGAAGGAAGCGCAGGAAGCUGUGGUCGACAAAUAUAAGGAAAUCCACGCCCUUAAGAUGGCUCAGAAGAACACAGAAAUCGCCGCGCUCGAGCAACAAUACAACGACGAGCGCGCCGAAGCAGACGCUUUGAUUGCUGAGAAGGACGAAGAAAUCGCUAAGAAGAACGACGAAAUUGCCGAGAAGAGUCAAGAGAUUAUCCAUAAGAAUGACGAGCUUGCUGAGAUGAACGACGAAAUGAAUGAGAUGUAUGACGAACUGUUUGAGAAGACCGACCAAAUCACUGAGAAGGACGAAGAGCUUGCCAACAAGAACGACGAAAUUGAUAGGAUGCACGAAGAUACUGUUCGGAGAAACGGAAUAAUUGCUGAUCAAAACGACGAACUCAUUGAGAAGAACCAAGAAAUUACCGACAAGAACAACGAAAUUGCUAAGAAGACCGAAGAAAUCGCUGAGAAGAACCAAGAGAUUACCGAUCUGAACCAUCAAAUCGCUAAAAAGAACGAGGAGAUUUUUAAGAAGAACGAAGAAAUCGUUCAGGGGAACGAAGAGCUUAAAGACAUGGAAAUCGAAAUUGACAGGAUACGCGAAAGAUUGAACGGAGUAAUUGCCGAUAAAGACAAUAAACUUACCAAGAAGAACCAAGAGAUUGCCGCCAAGAACGACGAAAUCGCCAAGAAGGACGAACAGAUUGCUACGCAGAAGCAACAGAAGGAAGCUGCAUGCGCCAAGUACAUGAAAAUCUAUACAGAUGCGUUGGCCCAGAGGAAUCAAGAAAUCGCGAGGAUGAGGAAAGAGCACCAAACCGGGAUCGCCAAGUGCAUCGAAGACGCAGCCGCCAAGCGCGCCGAAGAGCUUGAGAGAUUCCAACACAAUGCUCAAGAAUAUCUCGACCAACACAAAAAGGAGAGCGAGGAGUCCCAGAAGCUCAUCCACAGCAUCAUCAAUGCUCAGCUGGCCGAAAGCAAGGGCAAGCUCAUCAAGGAGCGUUCAGAUGCUGCGGAUCUGAGACGUGAGCUUGAAGAGGAGCGUUCGACUUCUACGAAGCUGAGAAAUGAGCUUGAAACCCAACGGAGCGAAAGCAGUGCUGCCGCGAACGCUCUUGAGAAGAAACGCAAGGAGUACGCCGAGUCUCUUAAAUUCGACAUUCAGAAGCCGGAAAUUGCGCGGUCAAACUAUUAUAGUUAUGAUGACGACGACGAAGACAUGAGCUUUGGUCUCUUUGAUUAG
Molecule: messenger RNA, 1407 nt
Organism: Colletotrichum chrysophilum
Lineage: Eukaryota; Fungi; Ascomycota; Sordariomycetes; Glomerellales; Glomerellaceae
Exons: 1
Coding region: 1-1407 (468 amino acids)
Source: RefSeq, a predicted model, not a curated record